GGGGCAGCCCGUAACUAAACAGCACCGCAUAUCUGGCAACCCACAGCAGCAACGUCCAGCCCUCGUUCGGAUUUGACAGCAGGAUUACCUUCUGCCAGUGUAAUAGCAACAUUGGGAAGGACGCUGUCUAAAUAUAGAGAUGGCAGUGAACGUAUACUCCACGUCAGUAACAAUUGAGAACCUGAGCCGACAUGACAUGUUAGCAUGGGUUAACGACUCCCUUCAGCUCACCUACACCAAAAUAGAACAAUUAUGUACAGGGGCGGCUUAUUGUCAGUUCAUGGACAUGUUGUUCCCAGGGUGUAUUCUUUUAAAGAAAGUGAAAUUUCAAGCAAAACUGGAACAUGAGUUUAUACACAACUUCAAAGUACUCCAGGCAGCUUUCAAGAGAAUGAACGUUGACAAAGUAAUUCCUGUGGAAAAAUUAGUCAAAGGAAAAUUUCAGGACAACUUUGAAUUCGUCCAGUGGUUUAAAAAAUUAUUUGAUGCCAACUAUGAUGGGAAAGAGUAUGAUCCUAUUCAAGCUAGACAGGGCCAAGAUGUGGCACCUCCACCAAAUCCAGGUGAACACUUUUCCCACAAACCCAAGAGAACUGGUCCCUCAGGGCCCCAGAGAAUAUCACCAACAGUACCUAAAAACAUGCCCACACCACAGAGGGUGACCACUACCAUAAGGAAGAACCCCACACAUGCCCGAAAUGGGGGCAGUGAUGCUGAAAUCAUGGAGCUUAAUCAACAGCUGAUGGAGUUGAAGUUAACAGUAGAUGGUCUGGAGAAGGAGAGAGAUUUCUACUUCAGCAAACUUCGAGACAUUGAACUGAUCUGCCAAGAGCACGAGAUUGAGAACAACUCUAUUCUGACUCGGAUAAUUGACAUUCUGUAUGCCACAGAGGAUGGCUUUGCACCGCCAGAAGAUGAUGAACUAGAUGAGCAGGCCCACUUGGACCAGGACGAAUUCUGAGGAUUCUCUUCUCUUCCACAUCAUCGUGACCCUCCACGACAUCCUCUCUCCGUGACUUCGAAUUACCCCCUUACUGCACGCUGUUAAUAUCCCCUCAGUUUCCUACAAAAACUGUAUGUGGGCUCUUCAUAUAUACUUGGUUUGUCUCCUAUGCUGGUUUAUGCUCUACAUCUGUUUUAACAAAUGCUCACUGUCCUCACCCUCAUUCGGAGAGUAGCACCAACAACGACACAUCCUAGCCGUCUCAGCAUGUUUUACAAAUCAACAUAGAGAAUGAACAAAAAUAAAAGGUAUCAUAGAUUGUGGGGAACACAAAAGACUUGUUAAUGUAAAUAUUGUAAUGGGGAAAGAAGUUUUAGAAGAAAGAAAAAAAGAAAAUGAAGAAACUUGUCGCCUGGAAUGCAGUUAUUUGUCGUCAGAUUUCAUACGCAUUUUCUUUAGGGUCUGUCUUGGCUCCAUUUAGUAUGGAAGGCUCACUAUCACACCAUUCAUCUUGUUUUCAGCCUCAAUCUGCCUCUCUCACUGACUACUCACAUUUAAUGAAUAAAAUGAAGUAUAUAAGCACCAUCAGGACAAAUCUUAACAAUAUCAAACUCAUGAAUCUUUUAUACCUGCCAAGGCAUUGAUGUCAAGCUUGUCAGGGACAAACUAAUCAGUUAAAACCUGCUAUAUUAAUCUAAUUAUUUCUAAGCUAUAAAGAGGACAUUUAUACUUUUAUAAGGUGGGUGGGCCAGUGACAGAGGUAGUAGAAAAAUACUUAAAACUUAAAAAAAUGUGUUGAAAAGACAAUAAUUUAAGAAUGGCACAGGUUGUUUUGCUUACACCCAGGGAGCAUGUGAAUGUUAUAUACAUUGACAGUUGAUGACUGAUUGUAUUUUUUUUCUUUUAAUCUUUUAAUCGUGACAUAUCAUUCUCAUAGACUGAAAGAUAGAGACUCACCAAAUGAAUGAAAAGUGGAAUUACCAUCAUAUACAACAUUGCAUUUAUGACAACAUUAAGCAUGAGGGAAAAUACUCAUUGGUACGGUGUAUAUUUAAUUUUAGGGGCAAUCAGACAAGUGAUACUACUGAUCAGAUGAUUGUAUGACGAGUUAAACUGACAUUUGCUGCUAGUGUUGCUGUGUUUAUGUAUAUUAUUUUGUAUUUAUUUUGCUCAGCUAUUGAAUAGCAUACGGGCUGUGCAUUCUUAACUGUAAAUCAUAUCAGAUUUGUAAAAGAUCAAAUGAAACGGAGAUGCCAGAAUCAUUGGUUUUCAGAGUAAAUCUUCUUUGUGUGAGAACCUGUCAUCUUGUAUUGUCUCAGUAUGGCCAUCAUUGUGUUUGCAUAAAUUGUUUUGAUUAAAUAAA
This is a messenger RNA of Xyrauchen texanus (razorback sucker), 2306 nucleotides long. RefSeq names its product microtubule-associated protein RP/EB family member 3-like. The record is from RefSeq and is a predicted model, not a curated record. NCBI's taxonomy places the organism in Eukaryota, Metazoa, Chordata, Actinopteri, Cypriniformes, Catostomidae. Gene Ontology annotation, biological process: regulation of microtubule polymerization or depolymerization; protein localization to microtubule plus-end; spindle assembly. Gene Ontology annotation, cellular component: microtubule plus-end; cytoplasmic microtubule; spindle midzone. Gene Ontology annotation, molecular function: microtubule plus-end binding. The transcript has 7 exons. The coding region runs from base 140 to 961 and encodes 273 amino acids.